AGGAAAGAUGGGCGGGGUUAGAUCCAGAAAUUCUUAGGUGUUGUCAUUGCGUUCUUUAGUUUGGUGUGCUUUACACUGGGUGUGUGGGUGGAAUUCAAAAGUGUUGACAAUGCGACUCUAACAGCAGUUGUUUUUCUUCUUUUUCUAUAGCGUGUAGGGUGUUACGUUUUUCUCUCAAACAGAACAAAUACAGUUAAGUGCCUCCGGAUAUCGAAUUACAAUAUUUCACCCGAAGUCUAGUUCUUAGGCUACUAGCUAACGCCUAACGUUAGCUAUGGAGGAAAAGAAGAAGGAGGAGGGAGAAGCGGAGAUCCAAGAGCACGGCCCCGAACACUGGUUCUCCAAGUGGGAACGGCAGUGCUUAGCAGAGGCCGAACAGGGGGGUCCUAACGAGGAGGAGACGGAACAAAGCCAGCAGAAACUGUGGCACCUCUUUCAGAACUCCGCUACCGCGGUAGCACAACUCUACAAAGAUCGAGUAUGUCAACAGCAAGGCAUCUCUCUCUGGGUGCCCUUCCAGAAUGGAGCCACAGCUGUCACUAACCUGUAUAAAGAGAGUAUGGAAUCCCGCCAACGGAGCUAUGACCUGGGUAUCCACUUGGGUUACCAACGCAGGAAUAAAGAUGUGAUUGCAUGGGUAAAGAAACGCAGAAGAACUAUCAGACGCGAGGACCUCAUCAGCUUCCUGUGUGGUAAAGUCCCACCUCCACGGACAGCUCGCGCCCCGCCCAGAGUUGCCGUGGUGUCUGCCAGCCGACCAUCACCCCCAGAGACGGGCAGCUCUGUAGAAACAGACCUGCAGCCUUUCAGAGAGGCCAUAGCUCUGCAUGGCCUCAGUGGUGCCAUGGCAAGCAUUUCUGUACGUUCUGGUCCUCCUGGUUCCCCAACUCACCCUGCCCAGUCCCUCAGUCGUCGUAGGAAUGGUCUUCACGACGUGGACCUCAACACCUUCAUUGCUGAGGAGAUGGCACGCCAUUUGGAUUCCACAGCCAAUCGUAAACGCGGCCCUGCCCCGUGUAGUGAUGUCAUUACAGACUCACCUACUCAUAAACGUAACAGGAUGCUCUGAACCUUUCCUACACCACUAAUCCCUCCUCUGUCCUCCUUGGUGGCCGACUGGACAGCUGAUGAGGACUGAUGCCUUGGCCAACCAUUGAAAUCUUCCUCCUUUUCAUCUUAGUUGCAAUGCUACAAAUAAAAGAACUGAGCUAUUACCAACCCAAAAUAUUUCUCCCCUUUGUUUUUCUUCUUCAUCCCCCCUCUGUUUUUUCAUGCUUCCUUUCCAUAGUAGUGUGCUGUUCUUUUUCAGAACAUUUUCUUUCCUGUUUAUGUUUAGUUGCCCUCAGUAGAUAACUUAGACCUAGUAGAUACCUAAUUGAGCUAAUGUCACACUUGAACCCCCCAAAUUGCAGAAUGUUGCAUUCAGAUAUUGUUUAUUUGGCCGGGCUCCAUUGUGCUUCACAUCCGAUAAUCAGAUGAAAUGGGCUGUUGCUUACUGUUUUCAGUUCUCUUCCCCUUAUUCUCAAGCGUACUUAUUCCUUCUGUUACUCUGUGGAGUGAUGGCCAAACCAGGAUGGACUUAAACCUGGACUCCUCAGAAGGCUGAACCACCUCCCCGCCGUGUGGCUCGACUCGGAUCUCAUUCUGCUGCUGCUCCUGUGUGUUUGCGUAUCUGACAGCAGAACUGCCACUUACUGUGUUGUACUUGUCUUUGCCUUCGAGAAAGCUGCUACAGUAUCUCUGGUUGUUGUGCAACAGUGAGCGUGUGUGUGCGCGUGAGAGCGAGUGUUUGUGCGUGUCUUUAUGGACGCAGGUUUGUGGCAAAUCCAGCACCCACUUGAACGCAUUAUUUCAUGUUUUACUUCUUUAAUUCAUCCUUUUUUUCUUUAGAUGCUCUUUGCAGCCCAGAACAGGAUUUUAUCACAAAGCAGGUCAGUCAGUGAUGACCGUUAAUGGUGACUUCUUACUGUCUGAGUUAGGUGACACGUUGAGUAGUGGCAUGACAAGUGAUGGAAAAGCAAGAUGCAUUUUCAAGAAAGAUUUCUAUAAACAGACACCCUCACCCCUCAUUUAUGUUUUGUAAUUUUCUAAUCGCACUGUUAACCAUGUCAGCUUGUCAGGUUUACAGAUAAUCCAAAUAUACCCAGUCUCCCUUUCAGCAUCAAAACACAUUUGACUGAGUUUGCGUAUAGAGCAGUAAUAGUAUUUCAAAGCUUGCGUUUGCCUACUUCAUGUUUCAUUUGGCCCAUCAUUGAUGAGAGCUUAAAGUGGUGCUUUGUAAUAAUUUUUACAAAACUUUCACUCUUAAGAUUCCAGCUUUAAACCAGGAGGAAGUUGUCAGUGAACUAACUGGGGGCUCUGACUUUUUUUUUUUCAGCCAGCUCAUGGACUAUUGGGCUCAAUGGUUCAGUAAGGCUUGGGAUAGUUGUUUAGAUAAUUUCGCACACUGCUUUGUGAUACAAUCUUGUGUAAUGUCUGUAAAUAACAUGUAGGUGCUGUUAUAUGUGGUACAUAUUGUAAAAAGAAGUGCAAAUCCAUCGGGAUGUCCAUGUACAAUUCUGACAUUAAAGAAAAUACAAGCGUUUA
This is a messenger RNA of Scatophagus argus, 2586 nucleotides long. RefSeq names its product UPF0472 protein C16orf72 homolog (gene hapstr1b). The record is from RefSeq and is a predicted model, not a curated record. NCBI's taxonomy places the organism in Eukaryota, Metazoa, Chordata, Actinopteri, Scatophagidae. The transcript has 4 exons. Bases 275 to 1069 code for a protein of 264 amino acids.